Messenger RNA from Aspergillus welwitschiae, 345 nucleotides. RefSeq lists its product as uncharacterized. The transcript is spliced from 2 exons. The coding region runs from base 1 to 345 and encodes 114 amino acids. Lineage: Eukaryota; Fungi; Ascomycota; Eurotiomycetes; Eurotiales; Aspergillaceae. The record is from RefSeq and is a predicted model, not a curated record.
AUGGCCCCUUCUCAGAGCCGCGUUAAGCAGGAACAGCUUCGAAAACGCCGUAAUAACCUGCUACGGCGGAUUAAUGAUUUUUGGCGGCUGUACGCCAUCCGCAGCUGGGCCAUCCUGGAAAUGCCGAACCGCCGGAUUUACACCUAUCAGUCCCAUCCUCAUCUUCCCGCACCGACUGCUGAAGAAUUGGAGGACUGGCCCCAACCAGUCACUCACAGAACUCCUGCUGAUUAUACUACACAACCGACGACUAACGUGGCGAUUCCACACCCACCCACGUUCAACAUCCUAGGACGCCAGUACGACGGCUGGGAUUCUGUUUUCACCAAAUGUGGAGUAUAUUAG